AUGAACAAAAUAAAAACAUCAUCUGAAAAAAGUGUUUCUACUAGUUCUCGGACUAUGUCUCUGCUGUCACAGCUGGAGAAGAUCAAUUUGGACUCUGUAUUAGGAGAAGCAGACAAUGCCAGAUAUGUUACCUCAAAGAUUCUUCAUCUGGUUCAGAGUCAAGAAAAAACCAGGAAGGAGAUGACUUCUAAGGGCUCCACUGGAAUAGAAGUUAUCCUGUCAACCCUAGAGAAUACAAAAGAUCCUCAAACUAUUCUAAAUAUAUUGAAUAUUCUCAUUGAGGUGGUCUCAGUUGGUGGUGGUCGGAGAGCAAGUGUCUUAGUCACUAAAGGAGGGACACAGAUCUUAUUGCAGCUGCUUUUGACUGCCAGCAAAGACUCUCCACCAAAUGAAGAAUUAAUGGUGCUUGUUCAUACUCUUCUUGCAAAAAUUGGUCCAAAAGACAAAAAGAUUGGCAUAAAAGCAAGAAUUAAUGGUGCCCUGAACAUAUCAUUGAAUUUAGUGAAGCAGAAUUUGCAGAACCACAGGCUAAUAUUGCCAUGUCUUCAAGUAUUAAGAGUUUACUCAACCAACUCUGUAAAUGCAGUGUCCUUGGGAAAGAAUGGAGUAGUAGAACUGAUGUUUAAGAUCAUUGGCCCUUUUAGUAAAAAGAACACUAGCCUUAUGAAGGUUGCUUUAGACACACUUGCUGCAUUGCUAAAAUCAAAAACAAAUGCCAGGAGAGCAGUAGACAGAGGAUAUGUGCAGGUGCUUCUAACGAUUUAUGUUGAUUGGCACCGUCAUGAUAGUCGACACAGGUACAUGCUGAUACGUAAAGGAGUUUUACAGUGCAUUAAAAGUGUUACAAACAUCAAAUUGGGAAGAAAAGCAUUCAUUGAUGCCAAUGGAAUGAAAAUUCUUUACAACACUUCACAAGAGUGCCUUGCAGUAAGAACUCUUGAUCCCCUUGUCAACACAUCCAGCCUAAUAAUGAGAAAAUGUUUUCCCAAAAAUCGUCUUCCUUUACCAACUAUUAAGAGUGCUUUCCAUUUCCAACUCCCAGUUAUUCCUGCCAGUGGUCCUGUGGCUCAGUUGUACAAUUUGCCUCCUGACGUUGAUGAUGUAGUAGAUGAAAGUGAUGAUAAUGAUGAUGCUGAAACAGAAUCAGAAAUUGAAAUUGAAAAUGAUGACGACAAGGACCAACAUUUCAAGAAUGAUGAUAUUGAGACUGAUAUUAAUAAACUGAAACCUAGACAGGAAUUGGGAAGACCCAUAGAAGAACUGAAAAUGUAUGAAAAAUUUUUCCCAGAACUUUCAGAAAACUUUCAGGAAUGUGAUUUGGUUUCCAAGGAACCAAAGCCUUUUGUACCUGAUGCAAAUCUGAGCGGACCUAUUGUUGUUCCUACAGCAGAGGAGGAGCACUCUGAUGAAGCAAAUCAGUCAAUGAAAGGAGUUGCUUUGAAGAAGACCAAUCCUUUAUUGACAGAGGAAUACAAUAGAAGGCCAGCCUUUCUGGAACUACCAAAGAAAGACAGUAUGAAUGACAACAGUUUACAUCAGCAAAAUGAUCAAAGAAACCUGCUUCCAUCAUGCCAGUGUCUAAGCCAAGAAAUUGUGAAAGGCUUGGACAGAAUCAGUCUGCAGAACAGUGCAAAAAAUGAUCAGUAUUACGGUACAGGGUGUGUCAUAAAGAAGGAAAGCAAAACGAGCCUUACCACACUUGCUUGUAGUAAACCUUGCGAACACGUUUCACCCUGUGGAAGUAGCCUCUUUGAAGGAUCAUCUGUCCAGCUGGGAAAACUCUGCUGCACUGGAGUAGAUUCGGAGGACGAGGAGGAUUCCAGAUCUAGUUCAUCAGGGGAACAAGUAAUACUUGAGGUUUCGGAUGUAUCACCAGUUCAUGACUGUGAUCUUUAUAUUGAAAUGGUAAAAACCACAAAGUCUAUUCCUGAAUAUUCAGAAGUGGCCUAUCCAGAUUAUUUUGGCCAUAUUCCACCCCCAUUCAAGGAACCUAUUCUGGAAAGGCCAUAUGGGGUGCAGAGGUGA
Messenger RNA from Cariama cristata (Red-legged seriema), 2025 nucleotides. RefSeq names its product ATP/GTP binding protein 1 (gene AGTPBP1). Bases 1 to 2025 code for a protein of 674 amino acids. The record is from RefSeq and is a predicted model, not a curated record. NCBI's taxonomy places the organism in Eukaryota, Metazoa, Chordata, Aves, Cariamiformes, Cariamidae. The transcript is spliced from 13 exons.